Molecule: messenger RNA, 2255 nt
Organism: Brassica rapa (field mustard)
Lineage: Eukaryota; Viridiplantae; Streptophyta; Magnoliopsida; Brassicales; Brassicaceae
Product: probable E3 ubiquitin-protein ligase ARI3
Biological process (GO): protein ubiquitination
Molecular function (GO): ubiquitin-protein transferase activity; zinc ion binding
Source: RefSeq, a predicted model, not a curated record
UCCUAUCCUCCUAAAAGACAUCGUUAUCUUUGAUCCGCACAACAUUAAUCCCCUCGUCCAAUUAGACCAUGUUUUAUGCGAUCAUCUUUCUGUUAAAAUCGCUUCCAAAGCAGCCGAGGAGUGAGUUCGAGGGAGUAACAUGAUCCUAGAUUCCAACACUAGUAGUAUAAUUUGUAUUGAAGUUGCAAAAUAUAUUUCUUUAAAAUAUUCAUUUGGUUCCUUAACUUUUUUUUUUACUAAAUAGAUUUUUGAAAAUCUCAUAAAAGAAUAAAAAUUUACUUUCUCAAUACCCAACAUUGGAAUUACCUAGAAUUAAAGAAUCAGUCACAUAUACACUUCUUGAAUAACAAAGAUUUGAAUAAUAGACUUUAUCAAUAUUUUAAGAAUUCAUAAAUCGAUAAACUAGAAUCUCAACUAAACCUUUUUUUAGGUUGUUAACAUCCCCUAAAAUAUUCCCUUCUAAAUACAUUAUAGAAAGCCUUACAUAAAUAAGUAAAAAGGAAAAGUAGAUUUACUUUAUACAGUACAUAAAGGUUACAAUACUUACCCUUACCCUAUAAGGAUUUGCGCGAUCGAGUUCUUCGUUUACAUUCUCUCCCUUGCUUGAUAUUUUUCCCUCUUGAUCGCCUCCUAUUUCUCGAUAACUUGAUCGUUGUAAUAGUUUUGAUCGAUGGACGACGAUUAUAUGAGCUACGAGGAGGAGGAGGAGGAGGAGGACUAUGAUUCCUUCGAUCAAUAUCAGGAGGAUUAUUACGAGGAGCCAGAGUUGCAACGCGUGUCCUCCAAAAACUCAACGUGCCAAAUCAUCACGAUGGAAUCUCUUGUAGCGGCACAGAAGGAAGUUUUGGUUAGGGUUAUGGAGUCCUUAUCGGUCAAGGAGAGCCAAGCUAGGACACUUCUUAUUCAUUACCAGUGGAACGUGGACAACUUGUUCGCUGUCUAUAUCGAGAGAGGCAAAGAAAGCUUGUUCAAAAGUGCUGGUCUUAGCGUCUUUGAUCAUCCUUCUUUGAGUAAAUCGAGGAAGAAGAUGGCUUGUGACAUCUGCAUGGAAGAUGAUUUACCAAGUCAUGCGAUGACGGGAAUGGAGUGUGGUCAUUCCUUUUGCAAUGAUUGUUGGAAAGAGCAUUUUACUAUCAAGAUAAACGAAGGUCAGAGCAAAAGGAUCGCAUGCAUGGCUCAUAAAUGCAACGCGAUUUGCGAUGCAGAUGCUGUUAGGACGCUAGUUUGUCCCGAGUUAGCUGAGAAGUUUGAUCGUUUCCUCGUUGAGUCAUACGUGGACGAUAACAAACUCGUCAAGUGGUGUCCAAGCACACCGCACUGCGGGAACGCGAUAAGAAAAGUGGAUGAUGAUGGAGGCGAGGUUGAAUGUUCGUGUGGUCAUCAGUUCUGUUUCACCUGUCUUGGUGAGUCCCACUCUCCUUGCUCUUGCUUGAUGUGGAAGCUAUGGACCAAGAAGUGUGAAGAUGAGUCUGAGUCAGUUACUUGGUUAACCAUUCACACGAGGAUGUGUCCCAAAUGCAGCAAACCUGUUCACAAGACUGUUGGAUGUAAUCUCGUGACUUGUAUUUGCGGACAGUAUUUUUGUUGGCUGUGUGGUGGAGCUACUGGAAGAGACCAUACCUGGACGAGCAUCUCGGGUCAUGAUUGUGGUAGGUACAAAGAAGACAAAGUGAGGCAAACGGAGAGAGCCAACAGGGAUUCAGAUAGGUACGCACAUUAUCUUCACCAAUACAAAUCACACACCGAUUCUUCGAAGCAAGAGGACGAACUUAGAAAGAUUGUUCGUGAGAAGGCAGCCUUGGUGACAUCAAAGACUAAAGAUUCAACAUUUAAAACCAUGGACUGGGCAAUAAACGGAGCCGACCUAUUAUUCAGAUCACGAAAAAUACUUUCAAAGUCGUAUCCUUUCGCCUUCUACAUGUUUGGAGAAGAGCUCUUUAAAGAUAAGAUGAGCGAUGAAGACAGAGAGAUAAAGAAGAAUCUGUUUGAAAACCAGCAGCAGCAACUCACAGGUAAUAUUGAGACACUAUCAAAGAUUCUAAACGUGUCUUUUGAUGAGUAUAGCUCUGAUGAGUUAAAGAAGAUGAGGGGUGAGACCAGAGAUAUUGGUCUUGUGGUUGAUAAAGUCUGCAAAUUAAUGUAUGAGUGCAUUGAGAAUGACUUAUUGGGUACAGCUCAAGAUGGAAUCAACCAUAGCAUUUCACCUUACAGAUCAGAGGGGAUAGAGAAAGCAGUUGAGUUUUUGUGCUGACGUA